AUGUUACUUUUGUGUAGGUCGACAACUGAUACUUCUGAAUCUCUUUAUACUUACAAACCGAUUUCUUCGACAAGAUCAGCCACGUCGACCAAAUCUAGUCCGGAUCCCGAGACACGAUCAACAGAGCACGUAAAACUUGUCAAAUAUCAAACUCCAAUUAAGCGGAUUGUUGUGGAAUCUGCGUCGCCUUGUUGCAAUGAUCUCCUCGAUCUUAGACUCGAAUGUGUUGAUGGAAAUUUUGUCGAUACAAGUUCUUUGUUGCGAGAAAAGACUUUUCAGCGAAAUAUCAAUGUUUUCAUUGCGACUCUUGAUAUAAAACUGCCACCGGAUACAUUGGCUAAAUAUGACAAUGUCAAAGUUGAACCGUUUGAUGAUGAAUGUGUCUUUAUUGCAAAAAUAUUAUCCAUUAAAGAUAAAUUAAUUUAUGUUGUUCUACCGAUCGCACUGGGCGAUUUCGUCGUACCAUUAAUACACAAUCAUAGAUGCGUUGAAAAAAUUUACUUACAUCAACAAUCUGAUGACGCAGAAUCGACUGAUUGGAUACAAGAAUAUCCAAAAAUUGGUGGUAAUGGAUCAUCCAUUGAUCUUCUAAAAGACAGUAUGAUACAAGAUAUUAAUACCAUUAUGAAACGCCCUUCACGUUGGUCAAGAUCCAAAACCUUAUUGAAUCAAUUAUCGUCGCAGAAGAGUAAAGUUGAUGCAUUAGUUCCUAUCGAACAUACAGUCACAGAUGAUCUAAUUACAAUUCGCAUUGUCAUAUUAUUUAUCGGGCCACGUCAACCAUUUCAUCUGUCUCGCAGUAAAAUUGAAAUCACUGAAUUCGAUGAUAUUGAAAAAUGUAUUCAAUCAAUUCAAAAUAAUAGCUCAACUCCAGUUUAUCUGAUUAUUUCAAUGGGAAAAUUCCAAGAUAUACAGUCGAUAGUUGAACUGGAUCCUGUUCAUGCUGUCUAUAUUGUAAUCGAUCCGGAAUCGAAUAAAAUAGUCCAAUCAAUUUCAAGUUAUUCGAAAUUGAGCGGUAUAUUUGUUCUUAACGAUGAUCUACUUGAUCAACUUAUCAGAGAUAUUUGUUUUCAUCGUCAGAUUAGUUUUCGUUUACCAACAAUGAAUAUUUUCAAACUGGAGUCAAAUAUUCUCAGCAAGCUUAACGAGCGCCAAAAAGACUUCUUAUGCUUUCAACUGUUUAGUGGCAUCCUAUCAGAGUUACCAUUACAAUCAACUACAAUUACUGAUAGUAACAUUCACAUUAAGGAUGGUCACUUACUUGCUGAUAUAAUCGAAGGUAAUACUAAACUCAAUCAUCUUUUUAAAGAUUUCAGUACAACUACAUUACAAAAUUCAGCAAUAACUUUGAAAGAAAUCGAUCAACGGAUUGCAUCCUUACCAAAAACUACCGAUUCAACGCCUGACACAGUCUAUCGAGCUCAAAUUGUGUCAAAGAAAGAUUUAGAAAUGUUGCAAGCUAAUUCUGAUAGUCUUCUUGCAAUACAAACUUUUGUUUUAGCUUCCCGUUCGUUUCAAUCUAUAGUUGAUAUUUGUCGUCAAGCAGUCGAUAAUGAACUUAGUGUAGUUCUCUUCGAGCUCAAAUUGUCUGAUCAAGCAUCCGUACCCAGUCUGGAUCCAGAGACAGUCAUUUUUAGUCUUGGCACUCUGUUUCGACUAGUUUCAACGGAACCAGGGCCCGGUGGUGUCUGGCAUGCUCAACUCGAAUUAGCUGAUGGAAGCAUGAAUAGUAUUACGAACCGACUUCGCUCUGAGAUCGGUGGUCAUCUUACAUGGUUGACAUUCGGAAAUUAUUUGACUGCUUUUAAACGAUUUGAUACUGCAAACAACUAUUAUGAAUAUCUGUUACUGGUACUUCCAUCAGAUCAUUCGAGUCGGCGAUCUAUCUACAACAACAUGGGCUUGAUGUAUGCUGAAACGAAUAAUCAUACAGAAGCAUUGAAAUUCUUUGAGAAAGCAACGACAUUCCCCGUCAAUAAUUCGGCUGUAGAAAUGGAACAAAAAGUUCAGUCUACUGCUUGCGUCUCAACUUCUCAGUCAUCUACUCCCAGCAAGAUCGAUACAUUAAAAAAGAUAGCAGAAAUUAGCUAUGCCCAAGGCAAUCAGAAAACAGCACUUGAAUAUUAUCGUCGUGCACAGGAUAUAGCGCCAGAUGCGACUCUGCGCCAGUUUUAUCAAGAAAAAAUUGACAAGAUUCUGUAUUCUGAUGAUCUAAAGAAAACUUAA
This is a messenger RNA of Rotaria socialis, 2226 nucleotides long. NCBI's taxonomy places the organism in Eukaryota, Metazoa, Rotifera, Eurotatoria, Philodinida, Philodinidae. The record is from the annotation of a GenBank genome assembly.